AUGGAACAUUCAUCCACUUCCAGUGUGGUGUCAUUGAAACAAGAAUCAAUGGAGGUGACAGAGACAAGUGUUACUACUUCAUCUGUGGUGACUGCUGAAACAAAUCAGCCUGAUUCUACAGAAAAUUCUGCUCCAGUCAGUUCUCCACAAGACCAAGAAAACAGUAUGUCAACAACUGCAGUUAUCAAUGGAGGAGAAAUACCAAAAUCAGAGAAACUUGCAGAUGCGAGUGAUAAUGGAGAACCCAAAUUAAAUAAACCCAAAAGUAAAAAGAAGAAAAAAUUGGAUCCAUCUGCCCCACGUCAACCACUUUCAGGUUAUAUGAGGUAUCUUAAUGAUCGCAGGGAGAUUGUUCGUGGAGAAAACCCAUCUUUGUCCUUCAUAGAUAUCACAAAAUUGCUUGCAGAAGAAUGGAAUCAUUUGCCUCAAGACAAAAAGCAACCAUAUGUUGAAGCCGGUCAGCAAGAUAGGGAGCGAUAUACUCGUGAAUUGAAUGCCUAUAAAAAGACUCAAGCAAAUCUCACCCCAGUCGAAAAGCCAGCUGAAAAGAAAGCACGGAAAUCACAAAAUAUGGGAGAAAAUGGAGUACUUUCAGACAACCAAGACUUUGCAGAAAAUGGGAAGAAAGAAAAUGAUUGUGAUGGUGAUAUUCAUAUUUUCACUGACGAAUUUCUUGAUCUGAACAGAGCUUGUGAGUCAGAGUUCAGGCAGUUACGUGCUCAGAAUACUGAAUUUGAAGAACAAAAUGCAUUACUGGAGAAGCAUAAUGAAACUAUGAAAUCUGCCAUUGAAAGAAUGGAGAAAGCUAACAUGUUGUUACGUAGUAAUACGUGUGCUGUAGAGGAGCAUUUAAAUAAUUUGCGUAACAAAUUUGUCGAAGCAUUUCAAAUUGUGUCUGUUCCUGGAAAAAGGAAACCAGCAACACAUGAUAAUGUGGAUGAAUACAUUGAACAUGUAGAGAAAAGUGUUGAGUUUGAUGAAAUUUCAAUGCAAUUGCGUGAAUAUGUUCAGAAACUUGAUUUUGAAGUUUGA
Gryllus bimaculatus (two-spotted cricket) is the source of this 1032-nucleotide messenger RNA. Lineage: Eukaryota; Metazoa; Arthropoda; Insecta; Orthoptera; Gryllidae. The record is from the annotation of a GenBank genome assembly.